Messenger RNA from Salvelinus sp. IW2-2015, 2712 nucleotides. Lineage: Eukaryota; Metazoa; Chordata; Actinopteri; Salmoniformes; Salmonidae. The record is from RefSeq and is a predicted model, not a curated record.
GUUGCCGGUGGCGACGGGUGCUCCUGUGCCUGUGCUGUGCUCCCUGUGUCCUAGUAGGGUCUCUGUGUGUACAUCACCCUGGCUGUGUGUUAUGGUAUGACCACCAGUACAGGCCUGAGCAGCCCUGCCCCUAUCCCACAAAUUCUACCAGAGAGCUUCAUUGCACCAGGGCUUACCAGAAAUGGCUACCUGGCCCCACACCCCACCAGCUCCUUCUGGGACCCCAAGCCCCACGGAGGGGCCCUCUGGAACCGGCUCCAGCUACACAUUGACCGCCAUUACAAUCCCAUCCUGAUGCCCAAAUCCAGCAAAGAGCACAAUGACCAUCUUGAUACCAAUAAUAAUAAUGCUAACUAUUUGUAGUUUUCCCUCCCCACCUUGAGUGCAGGGUUCUCUGAGAUCGGGAACUUUACAUCUCAAAUGGAGGAUUUUCAGGAGCUGCCCCUGCAGAUGUUUGUGUACUCCAUACACUUCGGGGACUACCCUGUCCUCAUUGAGCCUGCUAAACUGUGUGGACGUGGGCUAAAGAAGGGGCAGUGCCAUCUCCUACUGCUGGCCAUCAAGACCCAGGGCCUGAACCUUGAGAACCGCCAGGCCACCUGGCAGACAUGGGGCUUCAGGGGCGACGGGGAAAGGCGGGGUGGUGCCGAGGGUCUUCCUCCUAGGGAAGAACCAUGUAGAACCCCAUAUGGACAUCAGUGAGUUGCUGCAGCUGGAGAACCGCCACUACGGGGACAUCCUCCAGUGGGACAUCCUCCAGUGGGACUUCCAUGACUCCUUCUUUAACCUCACCCUGAAGGACGUGCUGCUGUGGGACUGGCUCUCCACCCGCUGCUCCAUGGCACGCUUCGUCUUUAAAGGUGACGACGACGUCCUGUUGCGGACCCCUGCUCUCUUAGACUACCUCCGGGAGCAGAKGAUCCAGUCAGGGGGGCCCAGGUCAGAGGGUAUGAAGGGAUUCAUGGUAGGGGAUGUGAUACGAGCGGCUGUCCCCAACAGAGUCAACUCUACCAAGUACUUUAUUCCUGAUAGUUUCUAUAAGGGGCUGUACCCUCCGUACGGGGGUGGGGGAGGUGUGGUGUACUCAGGGGAGCUGGCCCUGCGGCUCAACCGUAUCUCCCGGAGAGUUCACCUGUACCCCAUUGAUGAUGUCUACGUGGGCAUGUGCCUCCAUAGGCUUGGUGUCCACCCCAUCCACCACCCCGCCUUCCUCACCUUCGACUUCCCCAAGAAAGAGGGGGUAGAGCGGUGUGCGUACCACACUAUCUUACUGGUACACAAACGCAGCCKUGCUCAGGUGAUGAAGCUGUGGUCAGAGAUAAUAAGGAGCCAGACAGAGUGCAGCAACACCAUCCUGAGAAUGGAGAAGGAGAAUACACUUCUGAUAGAUCCAUUUAGUGUGAAAGACAACGAGGGACAGGAACUUCUGACAGAUCCAUGGGGUAGUUCUGGAAAUUCAGCUCUAUAGUGAGGUAAUCACUGACUGGCAUAAAACUGACAAAGGUUGGAUGGUGAUGGAAAAGGAAUGCUACCACUUGAGAAUAGGGAAGAGCCUGCAGGGCCUUCUGAAAGACCCUUGGGGUAUGCCGGAAACUUCCACUCCACACUGAGGUAACCACUGACUGGUUGUUAUAAAACUGAAGGUGAUUGACUGUCGAGAAGGUAUGCUGCCAUUUGAGAAUGGCGGAGAUGCAGGGCCUUCUGGGAGAACCACAGGGUACAACUGGAAACUUCCACUCAUAGUGAGGCAUUCAGACUGGCUUUCCUAUCAUAGAAAACAGACAUAUGGUGAUUGACUAUCAAGAAGGUGUGCUGCCACUUGACAAUGGCGAACAGUACCAAUUAUUACUGUAAACACAACAAUGUAAAAAACCCGAGGCUACAUUUGAGAAAUAGUAGACCGGCUGUUUUAAAACUGACUCAAAUGAUAGAUGGAGAAAGGUAUGCUACCAGCUGAGAAUGGCCCUGUAAUAAGGCCACACAAUGUGAGAAACGUGGACCUACAUUUGAGAGAAAUACUGGAUGUUGAAGAAACGUUUGUUUGGAAGUAUUUAUUGAAGUAUAAACCAGAAUGACUUAAUUGGUAGUCAUCUGUGAUGUAUGUCACUACAUACAUGUGCAUUGCAUACAUAGCUCAACUGCCUCCUAUUGAACAGGUUGUGGUUCCUUGCUGUGGGCAUGAAUUCUCAUGCUCAGUUUCUGGGCUCGGGGGCUAGUUAUGAGAAAAAAAGAUAUUAAGGGGUUAAGUCAGAUUUAUGAGGUGCAACAAACAUUUUUAGAUACAUCGAUUUUACUGAUUUAACCACUGCCAGUGCAUAAUUGCCAAUUUAGAUCUGAGGUUUAGGUAUUAGAAACAGGUUAAUGAGUAAAUAAAUGUGCAAAUAACCCUCUGACAAAUGUUGUGCACUCUGAACAUUAAACAAAACUUUAAUCUUUGAUUAUAUAACAAUGAAUCAGACAUUAGACAAAUGUUUAAUUAAAUAAGUUUUUUUCUGAUGAAAGACCACAAUAAAGAUUUUAUUACACAAUCAUUAUGUACAUAAAUUAUGACCUCUUCAGUCAGGAAUGUCAUGGACCAGUUCAAUAUUUCAACAAUUAACCUACUUUUUAGCAGUUUAGCAAAACAUGCUAAUGUUCCUCUCUAGGACAAGUGGUAUAAGUAUGAUAUACCUAACCUAUUAUGUCCAUGGGAUGCUAAGUUCAACCACCAAA